CGUCAGAGCUGAAGGCCCUUAGUCAACACAAUCAGUUGCAGAAACACUAACUAUUAUCGACAAUAUGGACAAAAAACAUUUUAAUAUGGCCUCCCCUUACCCUUUUCCUCCAGGUCGACGCGUUGAACCUAAGAAGUACUCGCCACAGGAGUACAGGAAGAAGAUCAUCAGCUUGUUUCCGCUGCCGCCGAGGCCCGCAAGUAUGUGCCACGAUGCUUUCGUGAAGAAACUGCUGGAGCCCUAUGUAAUGGAGGCCAAAAAGGAGGUUAGAGCCGUGAAGAUGACCCAAGAUUCCAGUAGCAGCCCCAGUGAGGAUCCCAACGAGGCCUUCCGGGCGAAGAUGUACAAGACGGACUACUCGGCACGAGCUUCCGUCUAUAUGGCCAGGGCCACUAUGGGCGGAAGGAUCAGUGCUAAGUCGAUACUUAGUCCCCAGCAACGCGAUUCCGCGGCGUUGACGACCCAAAUGUUCAAGGUGCGCUUCGCCAAUCUGAUAUCCGACUUCCGGAACGUGUGCAUCAUCUACCAGCUGCUGCAGCUGCAGGAGAUCCUCAACGUGAUGCGGGAAUACCCGCCGGCCGGCACCAAUCCCAACGACACCAUCUUCGGCUGGUCCUACAAGAAGAAUCUGAAGCGUUUCGAGCAGCAGACCAACACCGUCUAUGUGGACAUUCUGGAGAAGAAUAAAUCAGAGGCCACGCUCGAUGACCUCAAGUUCUACGUAGACUUGGGCGAGCUAAUAGGUCUGGUGCAGGCCCUGCUGGACGAUGUGAUCAAGGAUAGAGAUCUGUGUGCCCCUCAUGGCUUCAUGGAACUCCUCAAAGACACCCAAGUGGACCUAGACAAGCUGAUUGCCGUACCCUACGAGACAAUAAUGGCCGAGCACGACUCUUUGGUCGAGGAGAAUGAGAAGAAGAAUCGCGUUGGAAAAUUUCACAAUCCAAAGUUGGUGGCCAAGCAGCGCAUCCUCAAUAAGGAGCGCUUCCAGAUCGACUACAUGAGCCCCAUAGAAUCUCGGUAUAGAGUCAAUUGGACCCACAAUAAUGUGGAGCAGGGACAAUACAUUGAUUACCUACGCUGCAAGGUGCUUUCCGAUGAACUGGACAAAAUUGAAGACCUCACACGCAAGGACUCGCAUGUGUGGAGGAGCUGCCACUUGGAGUACGUGACCCUCAUUGAGCAGUACAAGAAUCGUAUUAACAUGGUCCAGCAGGCCUACGACGAUGACAUGGAAACGGCCGAGAAUAUGUUGCAGGCCACCAUCAGCAAGGUGAACAAGUGCAAGGACGACCUUAGGUUAUACCAGGAAAAAGUGGAGGACUUCCACGUGAAAAUCCAAGAGGUGCGCGACAAGAUUGCAAAAGAGGCGGAGAAGGAACGUGCCCGUUUGUCGGCGGCACGAGCUUCGAAGAGAAUGUCCAGGAUUCUGGCGAAACAGAAGGAGGAGAAGAAGGCCGCAGCGAAGCAGGCUAAGUUGGAAAAAAGGCUGGCGAGGCGAAAUAAAACUGAUGAACCUGCCCCAACAAAUUAAAUAUCCUUUAUCGCCACUUGUAAAUACAAUAACGUUUAUACAUGGAAA
Messenger RNA from Drosophila biarmipes, 1579 nucleotides. RefSeq lists its product as uncharacterized. NCBI's taxonomy places the organism in Eukaryota, Metazoa, Arthropoda, Insecta, Diptera, Drosophilidae. Bases 65 to 1531 code for a protein of 488 amino acids. The record is from RefSeq and is a predicted model, not a curated record. The transcript has 5 exons.